Messenger RNA from Amborella trichopoda, 1608 nucleotides. Its product is annotated as mitogen-activated protein kinase kinase kinase 17. NCBI's taxonomy places the organism in Eukaryota, Viridiplantae, Streptophyta, Magnoliopsida, Amborellales, Amborellaceae. The record is from RefSeq and is a predicted model, not a curated record. Gene Ontology annotation, biological process: protein phosphorylation; signal transduction. Gene Ontology annotation, molecular function: ATP binding; protein kinase activity.
UAUAUAUAAAAGUAGAGAUCACGAGCUGUCUCCAAAUUUCAGAGGGCUCUCGUCUCUGCUACGAUUAGAGAAGGAAAAGCAACCCUGUCGAAUUUCAGAGGGCUCCCAUCUCUGCUACACUUAGAGAAGGAAACGUCACCCUGUGAUUUAGAUUUUAUUUAGAACUCAAAACAGAUUACCGGAUCAACCAGUGCAGAUCAAGGUCGCCAUAACUGAAGGUUUUCGAACUUUUUACCAACGCAGAAAUGGCGGCUCCUCUUCCAAUUAAAGAUUGGAUAAGACUGAAAACUAUAGGGAAUGGCUCUUAUGGAUGUGUGAGUCUUGCUCGAAACUUGGAAGAUGGCCAUUUGUUUGCAGUAAAGUCCGCAACCUAAAACAAUGAAGAGUUUCUCGAAUCUCUAGAGAGAGAAAUCCAGGUACUCAAGAAUCUGGAUUCUCCCUUUAUAGCGAAUUGCCUUGGCCAGUGCUACGAUGAAGAAGGAAGGGUGAAUAUCUUCACGGAGUACAUGGAGGGUGGUGAUUUGUCCUCACUAUCAAUGAGCUGCAAGGGAUUGCCAGAAAUAGCCAUUAAAGCUUACACGAACUCCAUGCUCAGAGGUCUUCAAUAUCUUCAUGGCAACGGAAUUAUUCAGUGUGAUAUUAAAGCAAAGAAUGUGCUCUUGGGGUGCUUAGGCGAAGUCAAACUCGCCGAUUUUGGUGCUGCAAAGAGGGUCCCUAGUGAGCUUCUUGAUAUUCACCCCGGGACUUUGGGGUGGAUGGCCCCUGAAAUUUUUAGGAAGGGGGAACAGGGCAUGCCCUCAGAUAUAUGGUCCCUCGGUAGUACAGUUGUGGAGAUGGCUACAGGGAAGGUGCCAGAAUUAUCACCAAAAAUACUCAAACUCACUGGAAUUUCAGAUUGCAGCCUUGAUUUUCUAGAGAAGUGUUUCAUGCGAGAGCCAUCAGAAAGGUGGACAGCUCCUCAGUUGCUUCACCACCCCUUUUUGGCCUCUGCACACUCGAACGUAACCCUAUUUUCACCAACUACUGUACUCGACAAUUUAUGGAGUCCUCAACGAAAAGAGUGGACUGAUGCCUUAACAAGUUCCAGAGGUUUUGACAAACACCAGAGAUGCAUAACCCUAACAAGUUAUAAUGAUUUUGAUGAAGAACAGACAAUUGACACCCUAAAAAGUUACAGAGCUUCGCAAGCAAUGCAGAGGAUCAAAACCCCCCCCCCCAACAAGUUGCAGAGAUUUUGACCAAGAGAGGUGGGAGACCGAGGACCGGCUAACAUUGUGAUCGCCAAUGGCUGGAGAACUUCGUGUGUUUCCUUGCGCCUGAGAACAUGUUUUCUGAUGCUCCUUUGGCUAUUUGCCUCGGGGUAAGAUGUGAGAAUUUUGAGUUUGGAAGGGGUUUAUGUUUAUAAACAGUGUCCUAGUGCCAAAUUCAUGUGGCCAUUUUAUUGUGUCAUUGUAGAUAUAUGUUUCCUCUUACCCACGGUGAGACACUUGAAUUCGUUGUUUAAAUUGGAAAGAUAAAUUUUUAUAGGUUCAGUUACAAGAUAGGUGUAACCCACACUGGAUGACUGUAUAGUGUUGUUAUUUACUAUUUAUGUAAUGAAAAUAGUGG